UUCGCGCGCCCCUGCCACUUUUCCGGUGGGUUUCUUGCUCAUUGGUCGUACGCUUGCUGCAGUGCUCCUUUUCCCUGCGAAGAUGUUCGAGGCGAGGCUCGUCCAAGGUUCCGUCCUGAAGAAGGUGCUGGAGGCCCUCAAGGACCUCAUCACCGAAGCCUGCUGGGACUUGGGCUCGAGCGGCAUCAGCCUGCAGAGCAUGGACUCCUCGCACGUCUCGCUGGUGCAGCUGACGCUGCGCUCCGAAGGCUUCGACACCUACCGCUGCGAUCGGAACAUCGCCAUGGGGGUCAACCUUGUCAGUAUGUCCAAAAUACUGAAGUGUGCAGGUAAUGAUGACCUAAUCACUCUGAGAGCAGAAGACAAUGCAGAUACACUCGUUCUCGUUUUUGAGACACCAAACCAGGAGAAAGUUUCGGACUAUGAAAUGAAAUUAAUGGAUUUGGAUGUAGAACAGCUUGGAAUUCCUGAACAAGAAUACAGUUGUGUGGUUAAAAUGCCCUCUGCUGAAUUUGCACGGAUCUGCAGAGACCUUAGUCACAUUGGAGACGCUGUCAUCAUCUCUUGUGCAAAGGGUGGUGUUAAAUUCUCUGCUACUGGAGAGUUAGGAAGUGGAAACAUCAAACUGUCACAGACUAGUGAUGUGGAUAAAGAAGAGGAAGCUGUUACAAUAGACAUGAACGAGCCGGUCCAAUUGACUUUUGCUUUGAGGUACUUGAAUUUCUUCACCAAAGCCACCCCACUGUCUCCUACUGUAACACUUAGUAUGUCUGCAGAUGUUCCACUAGUUGUGGAGUACAAGAUAGCAGACAUGGGACACUUGAAAUACUAUUUAGCUCCAAAGAUUGAAGACCAAGAAGAAUCUUAAGAGUUUGGGAAAAGAAAACUUAUGAGAAGUGAUCUGCGCUGGAAGCCAGCAGCCAUUCAGUUUUUCCGUAUCGGUGCAUCGAGCUAUCAGAUAUCUGUGUCUUAGGCACCACUGUAGAUAUUUCUGUGUAAAUAUUUCUUUCACUUGAUAUGUAUACGCCAUUUAUAAAAUAUCCCCUUUUUUCUACCUAGCUUCUACCCAAUGUUUUUAGAUCCUAUUUUUAUUACUAAACUUUUACUCCGUUUCACAGGAAUGGUGUUGAAGUAUUUAAAACAAGAAUGGCAGUCUCUUUACUUUAAAAUGAGAUGCUGAUGACUCCCAAAAUAAUUUUAGGAGAAAUCUGCUUUUAAUGGUUUGUUUUGAAGCUGGAACUCUGACAAAUGAACACAUGUCAAUAAAGAAUAAAUAUUCAGUUUCGUA
This is a messenger RNA of Sphaerodactylus townsendi, 1288 nucleotides long. RefSeq names its product proliferating cell nuclear antigen (gene PCNA). Bases 83 to 868 code for a protein of 261 amino acids. NCBI's taxonomy places the organism in Eukaryota, Metazoa, Chordata, Lepidosauria, Squamata, Sphaerodactylidae. The record is from RefSeq and is a predicted model, not a curated record. Gene Ontology annotation, cellular component: PCNA complex. The transcript is spliced from 6 exons. Gene Ontology annotation, biological process: translesion synthesis; regulation of DNA replication; mismatch repair. Gene Ontology annotation, molecular function: DNA binding; DNA polymerase processivity factor activity.